UCAAUGGAGUUACCAAAGCUUCCUCCCCACGAAGGUCCCGUGCUGACCGUGGUUGACAUGCACACCGGUGGCGAGCCGUUGCGCAUCAUCCUGAAUGGAUAUCCCGAAGUCAAGGGUGACAGCGUCCUAGCCAAACGACGGUAUGUGCGAGAGCAUCUCGACCACCUGAGAAAAGUACUUAUGUUUGAGCCUCGUGGUCACUAUGAUAUGUACGGCGCCUUGUUGGUGCAAAGCGAAAUAUCAGAGGCUGAUCUUGGAGUACUCUUUAUGCACAACGAAGGCUACAGCACUAUGUGUGGACAUGCUGUUAUUGCGCUCGGUCGGUUCGCUGUAGACUACGGAAUGGUGAAAGCUCCGACUUCUCCUGAGACGCAGAUAAAUAUUCACUGUCCAUGCGGAUUGGUGAAAGCUUUUGUGGAGUAUUCUAACGGUAAAACCGGGAAAGUGAGGUUCCAAAGCGUCCCUGCUUUUGCCUUUGCAACAGAUGUCACUGUGUCAGUACCAGGGUAUGGUGAUGUCUCUGUGGACAUCAGUUAUGGUGGUGCCCUGUAUGCUUUUGUGAGUGCUGAGAAAUUUGGAUUGGAUGUCAGUAUGUCCAGAACCAAGGAUUUAGUGGAUGUAGCCACUGCAGUGACCAAUGCUGUCAAAGCUCAGGUGAAACUUCACCAUCCUGUCAGUGAGGACUUGGCCUUCCUGUAUGGCACCAUCCUCACUGAUGGUAAAGAUGCCUUCUCAGAUGAACCAACUGCCAACGUGUGUGUGUUUGCUGAUGCUCAGGUUGAUAGGAGUCCAACUGGAUCAGGGGUCACAGCACGCAUUGCUCUUCAGUACCACAAAGGCCUGAUCCAGCUCAACCAGACCAGACACUUCAGGAGUGGAACCACAGGAUCCAUAUUCACGGGAAAAGCAGUACAGGACACUGUGUGUGGACAGUUUAAGGCUGUGGUGGUGGAGGUAAGUGGUCAAGCUCACUACACCGGAGUGGCCUGCUUCACCCAGGAGACUGACGAUGACCUAAGAGCCGGCUUCCUCCUCCAGUGAACCGCUGCCCAGCAUGGAGUUUUUAGCGACAGUUAAGAGCAAGGCAACUCCUCCUCUUUUAGAUCUGGUGAAUUUCCAGAUUUUUGCUCGAGACAUACUUGGAGACAUCUGAAUUGACUUAAAUAAUCAAGGCCCUCAUGAGCAUCUAAUUAGCUGUAUUAGAUGUACUUUUGUAACUGCAUAACUGCAUCUCUGCUGGGCAGAUCUCUGGAGAGUAGUUCCACACUGUAACAUCAGUGAUUAUAGCCGAGUACCAUAUGGCAUACAUACUCUAGAUUUCUAUUGUUC
Molecule: messenger RNA, 1329 nt
Organism: Chanos chanos (milkfish)
Lineage: Eukaryota; Metazoa; Chordata; Actinopteri; Gonorynchiformes; Chanidae
Gene: l3hypdh
Product: trans-L-3-hydroxyproline dehydratase
Exons: 5
Coding region: 4-1041 (345 amino acids)
Molecular function (GO): hydro-lyase activity
Source: RefSeq, a predicted model, not a curated record